AGCUGCCGGCCGGGAACACCUCUUCGCCCGGGCGCUGCGGCGGCGGUAGGGGGGAAGCGGACGUGACAGGCAGAGCUGUCGGGCGCAGGCUGCCGGAGGUGGAGGGCGAUGGUCGUCCCCAGGGGGCAGGAGUACCAGGCUCCCCAGGAGGUUGAAACGAGAGAAGAUGAGGAACAAAACAUAAAGUUGACUGAAAUUUUGGAACUGUUGGUGGCUGCUGGGUAUUUUCGAGCCAGAAUCAAAGGGUUAUCACCCUUUGACAAGGUGGUAGGUGGCAUGACGUGGUGCAUUACUACCUGCAACUUUGAUAUUGAUGUUGAUUUAUUGUUUCAGGAAAACUCUACUAUUGGUCAAAAAAUUGCCUUAACUGAAAAAAUUGUAUCAGUAUUGCCAAAAAUGAAGUGUCCUCAUCGUUUGGAACCACAUCAAAUCCAGGGACUGGAUUUCAUUCAUAUAUUUCCUGUUGUACAGUGGCUGGUAAAACGUGCAAUAGAAACAAGGGAAGAAAUGGGAGAUUAUAUCCGUUCUUACUCAAUAUCACAGUUUCAAAAAACUCACAGACUACCUGAGGAUGAUGAAUUUAUGCAAAGAAAAGAGAAGGCUGUCAAAGCUGUCACUGAUAUAUUUGAGGUUUACAAACCCCAGAGAAAAUAUAAACGUCAGAAGGGAGCUGAAGAACUGCUAGAUGAAGAAUCGAAGGUUCAUGCUACACUUCUGGAAUACGGCAGGAGGUACGGAUUUAGCAGACAAGCAGGAAAAACGGAACAGGCUGAAGAUAAAAAACUUGCGGUACCUCCAGGGCUUGCAGCAGCAGGAAAAGCUGAGCCUUGUGAUGAAGAUGACCUUCAAGCUGCUGAAGAGCUUCGCAUUAAAACUCUGAUGACCGGAAUGGCUGCAAUGGCAACAGAAGAGGGCAAGUUGACAGCAAGCACAGUUGGCCAGAUUGUUGGACUCCAGUCAGAUGAGAUCAAGCAAAUAGUGUCAGAAUAUGCUGAAAAGCAAUCUGAGCUUUCUGCUGAGGAGCGACCAGAAAGGCUUGGAGCUGCCCAACAACAUCGAAGGAAGGUGGCAUCUCUGAAUAAGCAGAUUUUGCAAAAAAACAAACUCCUGGAAGAGUUGCAAGCUAAAUGUACUGAUCUGCAGGCAAAAUGCACUGAAGCAAAAAAGACAUUAACAGAGGUUAAGAGUUACAGUGAAAAGCUGGACAAAGAAUUGGCAGCCUUAGAAAUUAUAGAAUCCCAGGCAGAUUCUAGUGUAUUACAGAGUCUGCGAGCACUGGUGGCCAUGAAUGAAAACCUAAAAAGCCAGGAGCAGGAGUUCAAAGCACAUUGUAGGGAAGAAAUGGAGAGACUUCAACAAAGUAUUGAGAAUUUGAAAGCUGAGGCAGUGGAAAAUUGGGAGGAACAGGAGCCGAAUAAGAUUAUAGAACAGCAGUACAAAACUGAGAAAGAAAAGCUUCAAAAGAUCCGUCUGUUACUGGCAAGAAGAAACAGAGAAAUAGCCAUUUUGCAGCGCAAGAUUGAUGAAGUACCCAGCCGAGCUGAGCUAACACAGUAUCAGAAGAGAUUUAUUGAACUUUACAGUCAGGUCUCAGCAACGCACAAAGAAACGAAGCAGUUCUUUACUCUUUAUAAUACACUGGAUGAUAAAAAAGUAUAUUUGGAAAAGGAGGUUAACUUACUGAAUUCUAUUCAUGACAACUUUCAUCAAGCAAUGUCAUCUUCUGGUUCUCGGGAGCAGUUUUUACGGCAGAUGGAGCAGAUUGUAGAAGGCAUCAAACAGAAUCGAAUGAAGAUGGAAAAGAAGAAACAAGAAAACAAAAUGCGAAGAGACCAGUUGAAUGAUGAAUAUUUAGAGCUUCUAGAGAAACAGAGGCUUUACUUUAAAACAGUGAAAGAAUUUAAAGAGGAAUGCCGUAAGAAUGAAAUUCUGCUGUCCAAGCUGAAAGCCAGUUCUUCCUGAAGAACUUCAGCUGGUGAAGUUUCUAGAUGAUUGUUCAGUCCAUUGAAUCUCUUUUGUGAGGUGACAGUUAUAACUGCAAUGUAGAUAUAUAUAGAUAUAUAUAUAAAAUAUAUAUAUAUACACAGCUAUAAAAGUGGGUUUUUUUCCAGUAUGUAUUCAGUUUUACAUGCCUUCAUCACUGGCUGUAUUCUUUGUUAUUGCCUCCACUGCACAGUAAAGAGUUAAUGCAGUACAGCAAAAUAGAAAUAUUGUCUAAUUUUAUUUAUUUGGAUUUGGGUUUGGGUUUUUUUUUCCCCCAGUAAGAACAAUGGGGAUGUGUUUUACUUGGGUUUUAACACUGAAUUAAGUCAAGAUUCUACUGUGUAAUAUAUCCAGUACCAACAAGCUGAGCGCUGCAGAGUGCAGCAGUUUGUUAAUUUUGGCUAAAAAAAUGCCACAAAAUGGGAUUCUUGAAACUUUCUUCACCAGCUAAUGACUUCACAUUGUUUUAGUUUACACUCUAGCCAUAGAUAAGAUUCCAAGGGAUAAAAAAUAAUUUCUAAAAAAUGGAAACUUGCCUUGCAUAAUUCCUGGUGUAAAAUUAUAAAUCUAUAUUUUUAUAAAGUUUAGCUGUUGUAUAAAUUUCUUUGAAAUUUCAUUUUUAUAGAGAGAGAGUGCACUUGUUAAAUUAAUAGCUCCAGGAAAAAACACCUUAAUCACUAGGAUUAUCAUUUUAUGCCUGGCUGGAAUAAAAUCAGAGCCUGUGUCACCUGUAAUAUAGGAAGAAAAAGAUUCAGACCUUCUGCUCCCAUGAACUGAUGUUCACCUUUGAAGACAACAACCUAUUUACCCUGCUGAAGAUUUGCUCUUGAAAGUUUAGAAACUUUGUGGAACACUUUCUGAAACAUUUUUAUAUCUGUAUAUACAGUAUUUUAUAAUUCAAACAGUUGCUUUUUGUACUUAACAUCAGGAUUUUGGACUGAUUUCUUAAUGUAAAUCACAUCUUCAGGACAAAGAAGACCCAUGUUCUUUUUCACCAGUAACACUGAUAACAGGGCUGUUUGGUUACUUUCUAUGGCAGCAAAUAUAAAAUAAAGAAUGUUUGGAAUCCA
Melopsittacus undulatus (budgerigar) is the source of this 3053-nucleotide messenger RNA. It is a transcript of the gene CCDC93, whose product is annotated as coiled-coil domain containing 93. Gene Ontology annotation, biological process: Golgi to plasma membrane transport. The transcript has 23 exons. Bases 109 to 1962 code for a protein of 617 amino acids. The record is from RefSeq and is a predicted model, not a curated record. NCBI's taxonomy places the organism in Eukaryota, Metazoa, Chordata, Aves, Psittaciformes, Psittaculidae.